AUGGAAUGGUCGAGUCCAAAGAGUGUUACUGAAGUAAGAAGUUUCUUAGGCUUAGCAGGCUAUUAUAGGAAGUUUUUGGAAAAUUUUUCCAAAAUUGCCCGGCCGUUGUUUGAGUUGCUUAAAAAGGGAGUUCGGUUUCAAUGGGGCGAGAAGCAUAGUAAAUCACUAGAAGAGCUUAAGAGGAGACUUACGACUGCACUUGUGUUGACCAUGCCCGACUGUGUGAAAGCAUUUGAGGUAUAUUACUUUGAAGUUGACAUAUAUUAUCAUCCUGGGAAAGCAAACAAAGUGGCAGAUGCAGUGAGUAGAAGGCCGACGAUAUCUGUAAAUGCUAUAAUGACGAAGGUGAAAUUUGAAAAGCAGAAAAGUUCUGGACUACUUCAACCACUAGAAAUUCCUGAAUGA
Messenger RNA from Amaranthus tricolor (Joseph's coat), 405 nucleotides. RefSeq lists its product as uncharacterized. NCBI's taxonomy places the organism in Eukaryota, Viridiplantae, Streptophyta, Magnoliopsida, Caryophyllales, Amaranthaceae. The transcript is spliced from 3 exons. The coding region runs from base 1 to 405 and encodes 134 amino acids. The record is from RefSeq and is a predicted model, not a curated record.